Messenger RNA from Diorhabda sublineata, 4061 nucleotides. RefSeq names its product matrix metalloproteinase-14-like (gene Mmp-1). The coding region runs from base 223 to 1950 and encodes 575 amino acids. The record is from RefSeq and is a predicted model, not a curated record. Gene Ontology annotation, biological process: collagen catabolic process; proteolysis; extracellular matrix organization. The transcript has 8 exons. Gene Ontology annotation, molecular function: metalloendopeptidase activity; zinc ion binding. Gene Ontology annotation, cellular component: extracellular matrix. NCBI's taxonomy places the organism in Eukaryota, Metazoa, Arthropoda, Insecta, Coleoptera, Chrysomelidae.
AGUGAUCACCAAUCCUCCGAAGGAGUGACUGUCAAGUCAGCCCAACGUUCUUAGCUGGACCCAAAUUCAUCGUUUCUUUACGCGAUUGAUGUUUUUUGGUUCAAACUUUUUUUUUUUAAUUGACUAAGAUAGCUCUUAUCGUUGAUUUAUCUUUAUAACGACUGAUAACGUUUUCAGUUGAAUUAAUAAAUUUAGUAUCACUGUUCGUUUCGUGAAGUCAAAAUGCAGGUUUUAGUGAUUAGUACUCUACUUUUGUGUUUUUUGAUAAACGUUUUCCCUGCCCCUAGUGACAGCAAUGCGUUGUUGUAUCUCUCUCAGUAUGGUUAUUUGGCUCCUUCCAGAGGAAAUUCUAGUCAAAUUUUAGAUGAAAGAUCCUUCACAAAAGCCAUAGAAGAUUUCCAAGCAUUCGCUGGAUUAGAUGUUACGGGUGAACUAGAUGAGAAAACAAAAGCCGUUAUGACACUGCCAAGAUGUGGCGUUAAAGAUAAAGUAGGAACUGGUGAUAAUAGAGCUAAAAGAUACGCAUUACAAGGGAGUAGGUGGAAAGUAAAAGAUCUCACAUACAAAAUUUCAAAAUAUCCCAAUAACUUGAAGCGAUCAGAUGUCGAUAAGGAAAUACAAAGAGCUUUUAAUGUUUGGACGGAAUACACAGAUCUUACUUUCACCCCAAAGAAAAACCAAGUACAUAUUGAAAUUAGAUUUGAAUCUGGAGAACAUGGAGAUGGAGAUCCUUUCGACGGACCUGGUGGUACCCUUGCUCAUGCUUAUUUUCCAGUCUUUGGUGGGGACGCCCACUUCGACGCUUCAGAAGCUUGGUCAAUUAACAGCUAUCGAGGAACUAAUCUCUUUCAAGUUGCUGCUCACGAAUUUGGACAUUCCCUUGGUCUAAGUCAUUCUGACGUUAGACAGGCACUUAUGGCUCCAUUCUAUAGGGGUUAUGAACCCAUCUUUAGUUUAGAUACUGAUGAUAUUGAUGGAAUUCAAGCACUUUAUGGAAAGAAAACUAAACAAUCACCACCGAAGUCUUAUGAUGACGACGAUCAAGAUGGAGGUUAUGACCAAAGUCACAAUGUACCAAAAACUACUUCCCGUGGAGGAUUUGCUGAUCAAAGUUUAUGUGACGAUCCUUCCUUCGAUACAAUUUUUACAUCAGUCGAAGGUAAUACGUAUGUGUUCAAAGGUGAUCAGUAUUGGAAAUUAACUGAAGAUAGCAUCGCUCCGGGAUAUCCCAAAAAAAUUUCUAGUACCUGGGCGGAGUUACCUGGUAAUAUCGAUGCUGCUUUCACCUAUAAAAACGGAAAGACUUACUUUUUCAAGGGAUCAAAAUAUUGGAGGUACAAAGGUACGAAACUUGAUGGUCUCUACCCUAAGGAUAUCUCUGAGGGCUUUACUGGAAUUCCCGAUGACAUUGAUACUGCAUUGGUCUGGAGUGGUAAUGGGAAGAUAUACUUCUACAAGGGUAGUAAGUUCUGGAGGUUUGAUCCGUCUCAGAGGCCACCUGUGAAGAGUACUUACCCUAAACUCAUUUCCAACUGGGAAGGAGUACCAGACAACCUAAAUGCAGCAUUUCAAUGGACUAAUGGUUAUACAUACUUCUAUAAAAAUAAUGCUUAUUACAGGUUUAACGAUAGAGCCUUCGCCGUAGACGUAACCAUUCCAGCAUUUCCAAGGUCUACAGCGUACUGGUGGUUCGGUUGUAAAGACGCACCUGCUGGUACCAUCGGAACUAGUGAGUCAAUCAAAGGAAUAAUUGAUGAAGAGAGCUCAGAUACAAAAUUUUUGGAUGCUUCCAAUGACAGUGAUACAGAUGUACACCAUGACAUGUCCGAGUUACCACCACCUCAGGAGGUUUCCAGAGAAAGCGGAAACUCUGUAAACCGUACAGAGACAUCUGCUUUCCUAGUGACACUAGUGACUCUAACGGCGAUAUUUUUAACUAGUGUUUUAUAGAAUAGACGAAGCAAUUUUUUCGUUUUAUAAACGAAUUUGCUUUGACUGAAACUCUUGAUAAAUGUGAUUUUGAUUAGAAUUUUUUAGAUUAUAAGAUAAUGUUAUUUUAACUCAAUCGUUACUUUGACGCCAAAUCAUUAUUAAUAAUAAAAGUCAAAAUUUUUCCUUUUAUCUCGACCUAACAACCUAUGAAAUAUAGUGAAGAUUAUUUUAUACUCACUUUAUAGUUCUAUAAGUUAUCAAUGUGAAAACUAUCCAAUUAGUUAUUUGUUUACUAGGGACACGAUAGAUCCUUUGGGUCGCAGUGUAUACGAUACCCCAACAUUCGUACAUACAUAUUUGUUUAUUGCACUGCAGAUACUGGAUAGAAAUUAAUUUAAUGCAGAAUCUUUUCACUACAAUCGAUGAAUCAAUCGUUUACAUUGUGACCAAAAUACAAUAUUCAUUACAAAAAAUAUUUUUAACAAUGAGGUUAAUUUUCCCUAUAAUAACACCAUAUAUUAACUUUUGUUUCUGAUUUUUAUUUUGAUGUUCCAUCUUUGGAAGAAAUAGAGAUGGAAAUUUGAGUUAUGUAAUUUCCUAUGUACAAUAGAUAUUCUAUUAGCAGAAGUAUGGAGUGGAUUGAUUGUAUAAAAAAGAAUAAUAAUGCUUCUUUUCUAAUUAUACAUUGAUAUCAGACAAAACUUCUGAUGGUGAAUGUCGAAGUUAUUUUUCUUGCUUUAUUUUGUCUUAAACCGCUCUACAUUGUUUGGAGCAUUAUGUUUUAGGUUGUGAUUUUAUUUAUCCAUAAAUCCUCACUUUUUUGUUAUUAUUAAAUUUCUCUCCUAUCUCUCAUUUGUUCAGUAUUUGUCGUAUUACUCUAUUUCACCUUUACGUGUAUGAUUUGAUCUUAUAAACUUUAGUAUUAAAAGUCUCUUACUUGUAAAUCUUGGAAAUUAAGUGCAGUUUUUGUUAAAAGACGCUUUGAAUAUUCUCAAAUAAUAUAGUACAGCUAUAAUUAUUUGAUACCAGCUGCUAAUAAUGAUUUUAUUCCUUAGUUUAUGGUCUGGUCAAUAUUAUGAAGCUAUAUUUGUAACUGCUGUGAUUCAUGCAUUUUAUUAAUUAAUUGUAUAGAUAAUGGCAGAUUUGCUUCGAUUUCAAUACAGUCAUAUCUGAAGUCACCUCUAUCAGAUGUAACUUGUACUGUUUAAGUAUUGCGCAUAACUCACAUGAUUUAACAUAGCCAAAGUCUUAAUGUCAGAAGAUAAACAUAAUGCAUUUAAAUUUUUAAAUUAAAUAAUCAUAUGUAACAGGUGCAGGGUUGAAAAGCUGUGUGAAUCUAAAGCUCAUAAUCACCAAUCUAUGACCAUAUAUUAUGUCGAUUUUUAUCUAUACUAACAUGUUUUUGAUAAAACUUUUGUAGGAAUAAGAUUAAAAGUAAAAUAUCCAUUAUCCUAUGUGCUAAACUUGGAUAAGUAAUGAAUUCGUAUUUUAAUUUUCUUACAUUAAAAAUUUGACAGUUAUUAGUUUAACAACAGCAAAAGAUUGUUUUUGUUCAUACAUCUAUUUUAAAGAAUUUAUUAAAUCCAAAGAUUCAUAGUCUGACUAAUAUAUUUAUGUGAAAAUUAUAGAAUUAUUUGGUUUUACGAUGAAGUUUACAUUUCAAAUGUAUUCUGUAAAUUCAGUUAUGAAUAUGUUGUAAUGUAGUCAUAAUGAUGACUAAGAGCAAUAAUUUUACAAGAACAUGUAAUUGAAUUAAUUUUAACUCACAUGAGGUGGAACAUAAGUUUUUAGUUGAAUUCAUUCAAAAUCUGUUUAAUACUAAAAAGUGAUUGCAUAAAAUUUGCAAAAAAACAUAUAGAAAUUUGUGAAACAUCCCAUUAUCCAAGUAUUAACAACGAUAUUUGUUUCUCUUAUAAGAUUUUUAAAAAAUACAAUUCAUAUGCCUUACAGAAAUAUAAUCAUUUAUUGUAAAAUAUGAGGAAAAUUGUACUUUUCAUGUUUGCACAAUUUAAAAAAUAUAUAUGUAAGCUACUAUAAUAUGCUGAACUCGAUUUUUAUAUGAAGAAAUGGCAGUAAUUCCUUUUCAUGGAUUUCCCUGGAAUCAGCAAUAAAUAAAUUAUAUUUUCUAA